AUGGGCUUUAAGCAACUGUUUCAUCAUCCACCAUUGAAGUAUCAGGUUGCAACCUUGAAAGAAAUGUUGAGCGCUUUGACAUUAUCUAAAGCCUUGCUCUUGCACGUCCGAAUCGGUAAUAAAGCUUUCGAAGCGGAAUGUUUGGACUUGCUCUUGAAGGUUUCCAUCCUUCAUGGAAUAGUGAUGGGAGGUGGACUUGGUGUUUCUGCACAUGGUAGAUUUCGAGUUGCAACAGAGAAAACGGUUUGUGCUAUGCCUGAAGCAGCUUUGGGAGUCUUUCCUGAUGUAGGUGCAUCUUACUUUUAUUCGAGGCUUCCAGGAUUCUUCGGGGAAUAUGCUGGUCUUACUGGUGCUAGGUUGGAUGGUGCUGACAUGCUUGCUUGUGGUCUAGCAACUCAUUUUGUACCCUCGGAGAGAUUGCCAUUUUUAGAACAAGAAUUAGUUAAAAUCAAUACAAGUGAUCCAGAUGUUAUUUCUGCCAUCAUUAGCCACUUCUCUAACAUACCGAAGUUGAAAGCAGAAAGUCCUUAUAACAAGAUGAGGAUUAUUGAUUGCUGUUUCUCUCGAAGAACAGUCGAAGAAAUCAUAUCUUCUCUUGGAAAUGAGGCUUUGAACAACAAGGAUGACUGGAUCUCUUCAACCAUCCAAUCAAUGAAGAAAGCAUCCCCGAUAAGUCUUAAAAUUACAUUGAGAUCAAUACGACAAGGGAGGCUGCAAGAUGUUGGUAGUUGCCUUAUUCGAGAGUAUAGAAUGGUUUGUCAUGUGUUUAGGGGAGAAUUCAGCAAGGAUUUUUUCGAGGGAUGCAGAGCCAUACUCAUUGACAAGGACAGAAAUCCCAAGUGGGAGCCCUCCAAACUGGAACAAAUUAGCGAUGAUGAUGUUGAUGGUUACUUCUCCAAGAUAGAGGAUGAAGAUUGGGAAGACUUAAAGCUGCCUCCAAGAUCAAACUUGCUUCCAUAUGCAAUUGCCAAGCUUUAAAAUUGACUCCUGAAUUAGAUGCUGCAAUACUCUCUACAGCUUGUUGCUCUCUGAUCACUACAUCAUUAUGAAGACCCAAUAAUU
Molecule: messenger RNA, 1062 nt
Organism: Solanum tuberosum (potato)
Lineage: Eukaryota; Viridiplantae; Streptophyta; Magnoliopsida; Solanales; Solanaceae
Product: 3-hydroxyisobutyryl-CoA hydrolase 1-like
Exons: 10
Coding region: 1-978 (325 amino acids)
Biological process (GO): L-valine catabolic process
Molecular function (GO): 3-hydroxyisobutyryl-CoA hydrolase activity
Source: RefSeq, a predicted model, not a curated record